Uranotaenia lowii is the source of this 1857-nucleotide messenger RNA. RefSeq names its product nuclear pore complex protein Nup88-like. Gene Ontology annotation, cellular component: nuclear pore. Gene Ontology annotation, biological process: ribosomal large subunit export from nucleus; ribosomal small subunit export from nucleus; mRNA export from nucleus. The coding region runs from base 1 to 1800 and encodes 599 amino acids. NCBI's taxonomy places the organism in Eukaryota, Metazoa, Arthropoda, Insecta, Diptera, Culicidae. The transcript is spliced from 5 exons. The record is from RefSeq and is a predicted model, not a curated record. Gene Ontology annotation, molecular function: structural constituent of nuclear pore.
AUGUGUCUGUCGGUAUUUCAAAUAUCACUUAGCGUCUACGAUGUGGACUCGCUCCGUCACGUUUGGCGCGUAGGACCUUCGCCGAUGCUUAUUAGCAAUACCAGUGGCGGUGGCGUUGGCGUGGCCGGAAGUGGCCCCAAAACGACAACGACAAAGGCCAACGUCAGCAGCGGAAGCCUAGCGGAUGGUGGAGAAAACUCGGUAACGGCAACCCCUUCUUCCGCCAAACUGGUGGUGGACUAUCUCGGCAGCCUCGGUGACACGGCCGUUGAUUUUGACAUUGCACCGCCACGUGUGGUCGCCAGUUGUGGCAGUGACGUCCGUGGAAGGACAAGCAACAGAUACGUGUCCGGCAGCAAAAGAUUGGGUGGCACCUCCAAUGAACAGCAAAAAGUCGAAUGGCCCAUCGUGAUCCUCCGAGGUGACGGAAACGUGUACAUUCUAUGCGCCGGAAUUGAUUCGGACAGACCCAAACUCCAAGGACCACUUUCAAUCCUGCCACAAGUAAACGACAACUAUGGAUUGGAUUCUUGUUCCCUGGUCGUUGUUCCGUCGCUUCCCCCCACGAUUAUCAUUGCAGAAAGCAACGGAAAGACCCACCACGCGCUGAUGUUGGAAGUUCAGGAUCCCGAAGAACGUUCCUUCACGGAGCUGGAUUCAAGUUUGGUGAUUUACCCUUGUGAGUGGUACUUGCAAGUGCUGGAAACGGUUGAACUCGAGCUUGGACUGACUGGAGUAGACGAAACACGAUCCUACUCCUGUCCUAUUCAUUUGAAGAAGGAUCUUCUGAAUGAAUCUCGUUAUUUUGCCUACCACAAUGCGGGUUUACAUGCAAUAACGCUGGACUUCACCAGACAACUGUCCCAGUUUGUUGAAAGCCUUGAAGAUACUACUGAUAAGUAUCCACUUUUUAACACGCACAGCAAUGCUGAGUACGUUGUCUGUACCAAGGCAUUCCAAAGUAAGAAUUCGAACCCUAUUCUAGGGUUUGCCCUUCUUCAGUCCCCUUCGGGACUUUUGCUCCAGUUGGCCUCCGGUCAGGUUGUGAGCUUAGAUCUUAUUGCCGAUCACAGCAUGAUUCGUUACAUCAAAGUACAAACGUCUGCGAAGUCCUCUAAUGGAACUGACUCACCUUUGAGAAAUUUACUUAAAGACUCCUUCCAGGAUCGCAUUCAAUCGAUCCUGAAGUCCGGCACAACGCAACCCAUUCUUAAGCUGGACAAAUCAACCGAACCUUCCGCUCAAGAAUCGUUCGAACUGCUGACACAAGCCACUCGUAUGCUUCGAGAGCAUUACUUUGUAAAACAUGAAAAAGCACGUCAGGAGAUCGCUCGACGAGUUCAUGUACUGAAGCUUCUCAAAGAACAACAGCUCGACGAAAUCAGUCAACUUCAGUUGGAGAAACAGGAAAUCCGAGAGAAGGCGGAACGUUUGGCCGAAAACUACGAGGACAUCUGCGAUAAACAGAGCGCGCUCUUUAAAAGAGCUCAAGAAGUGGUUCGCCUCGCCACCCUUCGACUUCCGAAGGGAUCCUUCUCAGAGAAAACCUACGCCGAGAUGAUCGACAAUAUCUCCCGAGCCACCAAGAAGCUGCAGAAGAAUGUGGACCUGGCCAAGCAAAAGAUCACCACCCAGCAGGUACAGAUCGAACAGAAACAGAAGUCGGAAAACGAACGGAUCGUUUCGCUGCCCAGCAAACAGGAGGAAAUCAUCAAACACAUCAUCAGCGAGAUGUACGUUCAAAUCGAGGGACAUGUAAACGACAUAAAGAAGGCCAACAACAUUCUCAAUUUGGCUUGAGUACUACAAAAAAUGUCACACGUGUUUCGAAACACGUGCUCAUCAUAACUAACGAAA